AGCGGAUAUGGCGCUAGUUCGUUUUAGGGGGUUUGUGCUUGUGUUGCCCUGACAACAUCCCUUAUUGUAUUUCACUGGGUGGAGACGCACCACUUUUGACUUGGCAAGCCGGUCGGCAAAGCUUGACCAGAUCUAUCUAUCAUCGUCACUGUCCAAACAAAUCACUGCCUUCCCAUGCGCAUCAGAUGAUAGAUGCCUCACAUUUGAGCUUCAAUUCAGUAUACUUACAGCGCAACAGCUCAAUUGCCGCAAACCUAUCUCAUUAGAUUCCAGGACCUUGCCAUAGGUGCCUACUGAAUGAAUCUAUUUACGCCAUGGCAAGACUCAAUGAGCCCACCGUGUCAACAGACACUCUAGAAACAUUACGUCGAAAGUUCCUCCGUCAAAAUAGAGACAUCGCCCGCAUCAAUUCAACACAAUCCCUCAAAAUUCGAAAUCUCGAGAACGAGUGUGCGCGACUCCUCUCCGAGAACCUCCAACUCCGAAGUGAAACCUUGCGACUGAAAACAGAGCUCCAAGGUAGUCAUGCCCAUAGAGUAGCCGAGCAUGCGCUCCAAAUCAAGGAGAAGAUGGAAGCCCAGCUUGUGGAAUGGGGUGCUAUGCUCGCUGGACUUGGCCAUGAGCCCCUACCACGGAACAGGUCUCCAAGGGCGCUGAAAAAGCCCAGGAUUCAAAGAGAUAGCAUUGGCCGAUCUCGUGUAUCAGACUGGAGGAGACGAGAGACCAUGGGGUCAAUGGAAGAUUUGGAAGCAGCAGCACUUCAGGAAGGCCGACUACCACCACUUUGGGAAAAUAAAACGUACCCCCGCGAGACACUAAGUGGCGACGAGAUUCUGGCUUUAUGUUCUGAAGCGGAGGAAAGCACAGAUUCGCUCGAACUUGGCUCUCCGCCAGUAUCACGAUUUGUCGACGAAGACCCUGCCAAACUUGAUCUGUCCACGCUUUCGAAGCUACUGAAGCCUGCUAUGAGCGAAUCGGAUACUAGUAGCCCGGAAGAUACAAGUCAUAAGCCAGCAUCCUUUCCUGUUCCACUGCCAGUAUCUACAACAGCCCAGAAUACCCUUGAAGAGAAGGACAAGAUUGAAAUUGCCACGACAACUACAAGCAGUAGUACUACUCCAGGACCUGAUUUGAAUAAUCAGGUUUUGAAGGCCAAUCUAAAAAGGAAGAGUAGAGAAGACGACGAAAAAGAAAAUGCCCCGUUGAAUAAACCACCAGUACUUCCCGGUACAGCAGCCAAAAAUCAGCUUAGCAAAACUACGAUUGGAAAACCAAAACUUUCAGACCGACCGAUCAAAGAACUCCCUACUAGCAAAAAGGAUAUUCGGGAUAAACCUUCGCAUGCACAGAGAAAGCCACUGAGCGCCAAGAGCUCGAAUGAGGCUCUCAGUUCUCCGAAGAAGUCAGCACACGCUCAGGUUGAAGGCAAAAAGGCGAAAUCGAAAGCGGCGGAGAAAGGAGACGAGCCAGCUAAAAGUCACGUAAGGCUUUCGAAAGAACCAGCGCCAAUUGAAAUACCACCACCUAGUCUACCGGAAGCUGCCCUCCCUGUUGACAUUGAGCCCGAAAGUCUCUCAGCCGAACCGACCGUGACCGCCCCGGAUUCACCUGAGCUGUGUGCUAUAAGGGAAGAGAUGAAUGACACACCGCCCCCCGUUGAUAUCUCGUCGAGGGGAGAGACCACGCGAGCUAACCGGCGUGCUCGAGCGGCUGUCAGCUACGCCGAGCCAAAUCUUCGAGAUAAGAUGCGAAGGCCUAAUACGAAACAACUCUUUGAUGCAGUGACUAGUGAAAACAAGAAUGCUCGUCGGACUAGCCAAUGCCAAAGAGAUGAGCCACCUUCCGCUACCUCUUCGGUAGCCAAGUCCGGGGCCCGAUCAGGAUCCUCUCGCAAAGACUUCGCAUCACAAAAGAUUUCUCAUGAUGGUUGCGGGGACAUUGAUAUGAUGGCAAGCCCCCUAGCUCAAAAAACCACUCGUACAUCUACUCUUGAAGAGCUCCCAAGUACUGUCUCAACUCACAGGAAGAAGAAAGAUUCAGCAACAACAAAUCAAACCAACAGGGAUGAUGAAGCACCGGGCAGUCCAAUAUCAAAGGCUGCGAACCGCCGCCUCAAGGAAAUUGCGGCCCGGGAAGUUGAGGUUGCCAAAAUGUUUGACGAAACUGAUGUCUAUGAGUUCACUGAGUCGUCACCAAAUGAUAUCACGAAAGAAUCAGCGCCGGAAGAUAAGAGUAGAAAGGCAAAAGGUGGCCGCCAAUCACGAUCGCGAAGAUUAUCAUCCAUCGCCAGCGAUGAUUUGCGGUUCGACGGCAUUAACGUAAGCGAGAUGGCAACCGCCAAGAACACGAACUUUCGCAAACGAGCCUCCAUGGCCGCCAUCAGAUCCGCCAAGAGCGACCUCGAGUACCUCAGGGAUGAAAGUCCUUCCGUCGAGGGAGAUAGCGUGUCCACGGCGGACAGCGAGGGGACGAUAACCCGUGAGAAACCAACGAACAAUCGCAGGCGGACCGCCAUGAUGUGAUAUGAUAAUGGACAUGCGCACACGCACGCCUUGCUUUCUUAGCUUAACCGUCUUAUUAUUGCUUCUCAUUUUACCGCUGAGUUAACUGGUGUCUGGAAGCGGGAUGGGAAAACUGCCUCAUUGAAUAACGAACGCUAGAUUUACUUGUUUUUCCCACACGGCGUUAGAUAGUGAGCGAGCUGGAUAUGCUCCUUCAGUUUGUCUAAUGCUGUGGCCUCAUUCAUAGCGUUGGAGUACCGCGCGCUGUUUUAGUCUAUAGGAUAUUAUGAUACCAAGCCAGUUCCGAGAUUAUAAUGCAG
Messenger RNA from Xylaria bambusicola, 2821 nucleotides. RefSeq lists its product as uncharacterized. Bases 315 to 2522 code for a protein of 735 amino acids. NCBI's taxonomy places the organism in Eukaryota, Fungi, Ascomycota, Sordariomycetes, Xylariales, Xylariaceae. The transcript is spliced from 3 exons. Gene Ontology annotation, cellular component: nucleus; chromosome, centromeric region. Gene Ontology annotation, biological process: meiotic chromosome segregation. The record is from RefSeq and is a predicted model, not a curated record.